AUGGCGUACGUCGACUCCAUCGCGAGCUACUUGGUGGUCGACACGGGGGACAUGGCGCUCCUGCAAACCCUCCUGUCCAAGCCCAACCUCGACGUCAACGCCACCGACAAGGAAGAGCGCACGGCGCUGACACGUGCGAUCGCCAAGAACAACGUUGUAGCGGUGUUCGUGCUGCUAAAAGCCAACGCCAGUGCGACCUUGGUGAACAAAGAGGACGGAGCCACCGCACUGCACGUGGCUGCUGCCAACGGCCACGACACCAUCGCUGCGCUGCUGCUGGCCAAGGACCCGUCCCUCUCUUGUCGCAGCGACCAUCGAGGCAAUCUGCCGCUGCACCUUGCGGCCGCCAACGGUCACUUGACCGUCGUCGAUCACCUGCUCAAGGAUGCGACCAACAGCAGUGGUCUCGACUGCACCAACAACGAGGGGAACACACCCCUUGGUGUCGCUAUCACGAGCGGCCGCGCGGCCAUUGUGGCUCGUUUGCAUCAAGCCAGCAACGGCAGCAAGAGCCCGGUGGCCAACGCGUCCUUACCACGCCAGAGCGCAGUGGCCCCAACCAAGAUGAUGACCUUUUUGAUGGCCGAGGCAGGGCAAUUAGAGGUGCUUGAAGGACUACUCGCCGAAUGUCCCGAGCUGCUAUCGGCCGUCAAUGAUUACGGCAUGACGUUGCUCAUGCUCGCAGCCGCCAAGCACCAUACCGCAGUAGUCGAGAUGCUCCUUGCGCUGCUGGUUCCCGCGCCUGAGGCCGCCGCGACGUACCCGACCGUAAUGACGCGCUGCGCCCUACUCGAGGCAGCCCUCGCGCACAUGCAGCAGUGCAACAAGGCUCAAGUGUCGGUGCUAAAGCUUGCAAGCGGCGACGUGCGGACGCGACUCGAAGCGUUUCUCAUGGAUGUUCAAGCGGAGCUCACGAACGACCGAAGUGAAGUGGCGACCAAGGAGCGCACGCUCACGAAUGCUGUCGUUCUCGGUCAAUGGACGACAGUCCAGGCGCUCCUUUACGAGGGCGUCCCGUAUAAGGACAUGGACAAGAUUGUGGGCCAGGCCGUCGCGACGGACAACGCAGCGCUACUGCGAGCCCUUCUUCUCCGCGCCGAUGACGCGACCAAAAGCAAGGUAUGCGAGACGGUGUUGCCGGCCGCCGUGGCCAUGAACAAAGUCCGGCUGGUCGGGCUACUCCUGCAGAUCGCUGCCAGUCUUGCCGAUGGCGUCUGUGGGAUGAACACCACGCUUCUGCACAUGGCCGUCAAGCAAGACCAUGCGACCUUGCUGACGCUCUUGGCUGCAAGUUCCCUUGUCGACAUGAACGCCAAAAACGAAGACGGGUACACGGCGCUGGCGCUGGCCGUCCUGUGCAAGCGCAGUCACCUCGUUGACGUUCUCUUGAGCCUUGGCGCUGACCCUUCGUGGCCGCUGCCAGAUGGUUCUCCGUUGGUAGUAGCCGCGGUGCAAGGUCUCCCAGAGACCCUCGCGAUCCGAGACGCGCUGCUCGCAGCUUACGGGAUUUUCUUGGAUAAUGCCGACCCGGACGGUCUCAACAAGGCCCUCGUGCAAGCUGUGCGUCGAGGCCGCGAAGAUACCGUGCGCUGCCUCUUGGAGUUGGGCGCGGACGUGUGGACCAUGCAACCGGAGCAAAAGGGGAUGACGCUUCUCGCUGUGGCCAUCCAGCACGGCCAUGACGCCAUUGCGCAAGAGCUCUACCCGCACCUCUAUCCAGGUGUCGCGGUGGCGUCGACCGACGAAUUGACGGUCGAAGUGAGCAUUUUCACAAGCCACACCGUGACGGUUCACAAGGGCACGUACUUGGGCAAGGACGCGGUCUUGAAAGGCUCCAAGUUUGCGAAUGCGCGCCUGAUCAAGACCAUGUAUCGAGAAGUCGAGAUUAUGAAAACGCUCACGUCGCCGUACCUCCUGCCGCUGCUCGCAGUCCUCGACAAUGGCUCGCUGAAGCCGCACGCCGUCAAGCCGCGGAGCCAGCUGUUUAGCCCGACCAUGAUCACAGAGUACAUGGACCAAGGCGAUUUGUUCCAGUACCUCCAGCACAAACAGCACGGAGUAGACUUGGAGAUGGAGCUCUCGACCAUUGAGGUCGCACUGGCCGUGGCCAUGGCGCUGGCCGACCUGCACCGCCGCAACGUGGCCCACCGCGACGUCAAGAGUCUCAACAUCUUCCUCUCGAAGACGUACUACGUCCGGCUCGGCGACCUGGGCUCGGCGCGGAUGCUCGAUGGUGACAACUUCACGUCCAACGUCGGCACCAAGUUUUGGAUGGCACCCGAGGUGCUCCGGGUGCCAGAUCUUGCAGGGCAAGGCCGUGCGUACACGACGGCCGCCGACAUUUACUCGUUUGGCGUCGUCUUGACCGAGCUCGAUACGCUCUGUGAGCCGUACUCGGAUCUCGUCGAUCGCAGCAACAUUGAAGCCCAGGUCCGCACGGGGCUGCUGCGCCCAACCAUGAGCGCGACGUGCCCGCGCUGGCUCCAGGACCUCGCAGACAAGUGUCUGGCGUUCAACCCGACGGAGCGCCCGACAGCGGAAGCGAUUGUGACUGAGCUCCUCCUGCGCCGCAAGACUGGCAAUGACGAUGACGCGCCGACGAGCAGUCUGCUUGAGAAGGCGACGACGAUGACGCGCACCAACGUCAAGGGGCUGCCGACGAUCUCGGAAGGCUCCAAUAACAGCAGCGAGGCUGCGUAAGGCGCUGAUAACGCACGGGCCUCUGUAUAUCGCU
Molecule: messenger RNA, 2734 nt
Organism: Saprolegnia diclina VS20
Lineage: Eukaryota; Oomycota; Saprolegniomycetes; Saprolegniales; Saprolegniaceae
Product: TKL protein kinase
Exons: 21
Coding region: 1-2700 (899 amino acids)
Biological process (GO): protein phosphorylation
Molecular function (GO): ATP binding; protein binding; protein kinase activity
Source: RefSeq, a predicted model, not a curated record